Messenger RNA from Protobothrops mucrosquamatus (brown spotted pit viper), 1123 nucleotides. Its product is annotated as putative olfactory receptor 52P1. Gene Ontology annotation, cellular component: ribosome; membrane. Gene Ontology annotation, molecular function: G protein-coupled receptor activity; structural constituent of ribosome; olfactory receptor activity. Gene Ontology annotation, biological process: translation; G protein-coupled receptor signaling pathway. The record is from RefSeq and is a predicted model, not a curated record. Lineage: Eukaryota; Metazoa; Chordata; Lepidosauria; Squamata; Viperidae.
AUGAUUGCGCUUAAUGGGAGCCACGGCACUCCCUCCUCCUUCGUCCUGUUGGGGAUCCCUGGCCUUGAAGCCUUUUACUACUGGAUCUCCAUCCCGCUCUCAUCUAUGUAUGUUGUGACACUGCUGGGGAACAGCACCAUGUUGUACGUGAUCGCCACAGAGCAGAGGCUCCACAAGCCCAUGUACCUCUUCCUCUGCAUGCUGGCCACCAUAGACCUGGUCCUGUCCACCUCCACCCUACCCAAGAUGCUUUGCAUCGUCUGGUUCCGAGCUGGAGAAAUCAGUUCCAAAGCCUGCCUGGCCCAGAUGUUCUUCAUCCAUGCCUUCUCGGUCAUGGAGUCCAGCGUGCUGGUGGCCAUGGCCUUUGACCGUUAUGUGGCCAUUUGCAACCCCCUGAGGUAUGACACCAUCCUAACCAGCCCUCUGCUGACCAAGAUUGGCAUCGUGGUGGUCCUGAGAGGCACCCUCUUUAUUGUCCCCAUUGUCAUCUUAGCGGCACGCCUUUCCUACUGCAAAACCAACAUCAUUGCUCACACCUAUUGUGAGCAUAUGGCGGUAGUGAAGCUGGCUUGCUCAAGCAUCCUGGCCAACGUGGUCUAUGGGCUUCUGGUGGCACUGCUGGUGGUCGGGGCUGAUCUGCUGUUUAUCACCUUUUCCUACUGCAUGAUUACUAGGGCGGUCCUAGCCCUACCCUCACGAGAUGCCCGCUACAAAGCCUUCAGCACCUGUGCUGCUCACGUGGUGGUCAUCCUGGUGUCCUACACCCCGGCUCUCUUCACCAUCCUGACGCACAGAUUUGGCCAUCACGUGUUGCCUCACGUGCACAUUCUCCUGGCCAACUUCUAUCUCCUCUUUCCUCCCAUGCUGAACCCCAUUGUCUACGGAGUGAAGACCAAGGAGAUCCGAGACCAAGUGACGGAGCGGGCCUACCAGAAGCAGCCCACCAUCUUCCAGAACAAGAAGCGGGUCCUGCUGGGCGACGCCGGCAAGGAGAAGCUGCCCCGCUACUACAAGAACAUCGGCCUGGGCUUCAAGACCCCCAAGGAGGCCAUCGAGGGCACCUACAUCGACAAGAAGUGUCCCUUCACCGGCAACGUCUCCAUCCGGGGCCGCAUCCUCUCCG